UUUUGUUGGUCGCACGCGGAAGUGAAUAGAAAUAGUGAUUUCCUUUUCCUAAAUUUUCAAAAACAUCGGGAAAAACUUUGUUUGUUUACAAACAUAAUAUUUUUAAUUUUUACUUAGUAGUAUAUAUCUGUAUAGUAGCGUUUUCUCGUGCAGUGUCUUUUAACUAUGGAAGUGUUCGCUGAUAUAUUAAAUGUACGCUCUGUAAAAAUGGAAAAUACAGAUAAUGGAUAUGAAAAUGGAAUGGACGAGGCUCCUGGUGAGGAGUCGCCGGAUCCUUUAGCCAUGAUACCACAGUACGUCACCGAAAGUGAUCUAGGUUUAAUACAAUCUGGAACUGAAAUCCUGCAGACUCCAUUAGCAGUGUUUUCGGAUGUUGCAGAUGAAGAAGACACCAUGCAAAGCAAUGAUUCAAGUGAGGAGAUUGUGGUGCAGCUGAUGGAUAUUCGCACAAGGUUGUCGAAGCUACGUGCGAUGUUGGAGCGGCGGCUCGGAGCUGAUCUCUCCGACUACACCUUCUGGUUGCAAGAUGCUAAAAUGUUGGAGAACCAUAAGACGCUGGUUGAGCAGUGCAUUCGCGGCGAGGGUGUGGUGCAGGUCAACGUUCAAGUGCGUGCCGCAGACCGCAAGAUCAAUAUUCUGGACGUUCUAAAACCUGAUGAGGAGAUGGUGCAAAUCCCCAAUGACCUUGACACCCAAUACAUUGAACUGGAGGAACCUAUUGUAGAAGAAGCAGAAGCAGAGACAGAAGUGGAGACAGUGGCAGAAGAAGCUUUGAUAACAGAGGUGGAGUCGGACGAAACGUGUAUUCCCCACGCCGCCGCCGUCAAGUGGGUGGUAGACGCGCAGUUCAAAAGCGACCACCGAGUGAAGGUGCCCGACGACCCAGCGCAAUGGUCGGUACAGCACGUGAAGCUAUGGGUGGUGUGGGCGGUAAGACAGUUCAAUCUGGCCGGAGUUCGUCUCGCAGACUGGCAACUCACUGGGCCUGAACUCUGCGCGCUAACAAACGCACAAUUCAAGGAAAAAGUUCCAUCAGACCCUGGAGAUCUAUUCUGGACACAUUUCGAGUUGCUUCGCAAGUGUAAAUUUAUUGCUGUGGUGCAAAAUGACGAACCUAUGAAAGAUCAGCUAGAGGCGCCGCAGUCCGCAAUUAAGAGGAAACCCAAGCCGGUGAAUGCUGGCGUGCGUGGCGUGGAGGAGGCAGGGCCGAGUGUGACGUCACGCAACGGAAACAACGGGCAGGUGCAGCUGUGGCAAUUCCUCCUUGAACUGCUCACUAGUCCGCAACACUUCGACCUCAUACGAUGGCACGGGUCUGAAGGCGAAUUCAAGCUGCUAGAGCCGGAGCGGGUGGCGGCUUUGUGGGGUGCUCGCAAACACAAACCCGCCAUGAACUACGAGAAGUUAUCACGCGCCCUGCGAUACUACUAUGACGGGGACAUGAUCGCCAAAGUGGCCGGCAAGAGGUUCGUGUACAAAUUUGUUUGCGAUCUGAGGCAAUUACUUGGCUAUGGGGCAGGAGAAUUGGCGGAAUUGGUACAGGAAUUACAUGAGGAGCAAGGCACUCGAAGCAUACAGUUGCCCUAAUCAAAAAGAAUGUCAUAGGGUAAUGCUAUCGGGACAAGAAUAGAACUGUUUUACUGCUAUAUUGUGACGUAUUAGCAGUACGAUUUCGAAAAAUUUUACAUUUUUAUAAUUCGCCGUCAAGAAUAAAUGGUUGUACGAAACUGAGUGCGGAAAAAAAAAGAAUUUUAUAUUAAAUUAGUUCGCUUAGCGUUCUCAAAGUGAACUUGGUCUGUAAAUAUAAACAUCUUUCGAAACGCGUAGGGCAUAUAUGUUACUAACAACGACAAAUUGUAUAUUAUCAGUAAUUAAUUAUAAUUGCCAUACCUACUAUUGAGAGAUCGAGCAUAAUAAAAAAGGAACUGUGUGAUAUGUAUAUAAAUAAAAUUAAGUUACUAAGAGUAUUAUGAAUAAAUAUAGUUUAUCAAUGUUUUA
Achroia grisella is the source of this 1998-nucleotide messenger RNA. RefSeq names its product DNA-binding protein Ets97D-like (gene Ets97D). The transcript has 11 exons. Gene Ontology annotation, biological process: cell differentiation; regulation of transcription by RNA polymerase II. Gene Ontology annotation, cellular component: nucleus. Lineage: Eukaryota; Metazoa; Arthropoda; Insecta; Lepidoptera; Pyralidae. The record is from RefSeq and is a predicted model, not a curated record. The coding region runs from base 166 to 1587 and encodes 473 amino acids. Gene Ontology annotation, molecular function: DNA-binding transcription factor activity, RNA polymerase II-specific; sequence-specific DNA binding.